AUGCGGUUCUCUCUUUCAUCGCCCCUUGUCCUCUUACUGUUGCCUGUCAUUUCAACGACAGUCGCCGACUCUCUCCCGACCAAUGGAGCUGCGACUGAUCAGGUUCUCGCUCAACGUGACUCUACAACCCCCGACUUGGUCGUUCCAGCCAUAGAUGGACUCGCCCCCAAGGCUACCCCCAAGGGGACGCUGGACGCUCCGUUCGAUGGGAAAGAUGGUCGGCCGCACGCUGGUCCGUGGGUCGAAACCAACGCCGAAAGGGAUCGCAAGAAGUCGGGUACAGCAAGCAGCGCAGACAAACUAGAGAUUGCGACUCCUUCGGCAGAUCAUCAACACACGGGCCCCGACGGCAAGCCCAUCCCCCACUCGAAUGACGGUGUCAUGGAUGAUAGGCACAGGACAGGUCCCAAGGAGGGGACUCGGGGGACGGAGGGCGGAGUGUCGGAGAAGGUGAAGGGUACUACCUCUUCCGGCGAAAAACUCCCCGAUGGUCCUAAGGAAGCGCCUCCUCUGCCUCAUAGUGAGCAGCAGAAGCUUCCGACGUCGGAUCAGAGCGAGCAGAGCACAGAGGGGAAAGGCUCGACUGGUAGCGCGAAUCUGGGAGUUCUUGAGAAACCAGAUGACUUGCCGGAGAAACCUCACGAUAUUCCCCUUCCUAAAUCGCCAGCGGCUGUGAAUGAUCACCCUCUCGGCCUUAAUGCCGACGGUAGCUCAAAGACCGGCGGUAAAUCGGGACAGGACGAAAUCGGAAGCUCGGCUUUCCACUCUCUUCUUUUCUCCUUCACAAUGAUUGUCGUCUCUGAAAUUGGUGAUAAGACGUUCCUGGUUGCUGCUCUCAUGGCUAUGCGGCAUCCGCGCCUGCUUGUCUUUUCUGCGGCCUACUCUGCUCUUAUUGCCAUGACUGUGCUUUCAGCAAUCCUCGGCCAUGCAGUACCGACGCUGAUUCCCAAAUAUUUUACCAAAUUCCUGGCUGCUAUACUCUUCUUCGUUUUCGGAUUGAAGAUGCUCAAGGAAGGCAGGGAAAUGUCGCCCGAUGAGGGUGUUGGUGAAGAAAUGAAGGAGGUUGAGAUGGAACUCGAGGAGAAAGAACAGGAGCAGCUACGCAAAAGCCGGCGCCGCUCCUCCAUUACUCCCCAUUCUUUGGAAUCCGGCCGUCUCAGCGGCCGUCGCAAGUCUCGCUCAUCCGUCAACCGCUUCCCGUCGCCUCCCGAGAGCAUUUCGUCGUCUUCUUCGCGGGCAUCUUCCCCUAGUGCUGGUCGCCGUUGGAGCGACACGCUGAACGGAAUGAACAAUCUCUUUUCCCUUCUUCUCAGUCCCGCAUGGGUCCAGACCUUCGUGAUGACAUUCCUCGGCGAAUGGGGCGAUCGAAGCCAGAUCGCGACUAUCGCCAUGGCCGCGGGACAGGACUACUGGUGGGUGACGGUCGGCGCCAUCAGCGGCCACGGUAUCUGCACCGCCGCAGCGGUCAUUGGAGGUGCCGCUAUUGCUGGCAAAGUCAGUAUGCGAGUCGUAACUCUUGGUGGUGCCGCGGCGUUCUUGGUCUUUGGAGUCAUUUACUUGAUCGAAGCUCUUUUCUACUAG
This is a messenger RNA of Aspergillus clavatus NRRL 1, 1581 nucleotides long. RefSeq names its product UPF0016 domain protein. The transcript has 3 exons. Gene Ontology annotation, molecular function: manganese ion transmembrane transporter activity; calcium ion transmembrane transporter activity. The coding region runs from base 1 to 1581 and encodes 526 amino acids. Gene Ontology annotation, biological process: manganese ion transmembrane transport; calcium ion transmembrane transport; Golgi calcium ion transport. The record is from RefSeq and is a predicted model, not a curated record. Lineage: Eukaryota; Fungi; Ascomycota; Eurotiomycetes; Eurotiales; Aspergillaceae. Gene Ontology annotation, cellular component: fungal-type vacuole membrane; Golgi apparatus.